Cuscuta europaea is the source of this 2913-nucleotide messenger RNA. The record is from the annotation of a GenBank genome assembly. Lineage: Eukaryota; Viridiplantae; Streptophyta; Magnoliopsida; Solanales; Convolvulaceae.
CUAUUUCCGAACGUGAAAUUUUACUCUACUCAAACAAUUACAGUGUGACACCAUUAGAUUUUCAGCUAUCUAACCGCGAAGCUGUGGUCUAUUUGAUUGCCGACGCCACACGCGAAAUUGUUCAAUGUAAUUGGAUUAUCAUGUACACAGUGAUUCACAAUUAGGGUUUACUCAGACAAAGAGUCCAGUUGCGAUUUAAGAAUAUCAGAUUUAUCGGUGGUCCGGUCACCAACAAUAAAGAACUAUGUCGAAGCGGAAGUUCGGAUUCGAUGGCUUUGGCAUUAAUCGACAAGCGACAUACAACUUCGAGCGAGCGGAAGCUCCCCAGCGUCUCUACGUACCCCCCUCGUCCCGCUCCGGUGGUGGUCACGACAACUACGAAGAUACGGACUUGGAUAACAUCGAUUACGAAGAACGAGACGGCGAUGAAAAUAUUAAAGAUAGCAGCGCAGGUGCUGGUGACGACGAUGAAAUUGACCCUCUGGAUGCGUUUAUGCAGGGGAUUCAAGAAGAGAUGAGGGCAGCUCCGCCUCCAAAGCCCAAGGAGAAGCUGGACAAGUACAAAGACGAUAUUGAUGACGAUCCAAUGGAUAGCUUUUUGAAGGCGAAGAAGGAUGUUGGGUUACAACUGGCUGCGGAUGCUCUUAAUGCUGGUUACAACUCGGACGAGGAAGUUUAUGCUGCAGCCAAGGCUGUGGAUGCAGGUCUCAUCGAGUAUGAUUCCGAUGAUAAUCCUAUCAUUGUUGACAAGAAAAAGAUCGAACCGAUCCCAGCUCUGGAUCACAGUUCAAUUGACUAUGAGCCAUUUAACAAAGAUUUUUACGAGGAAAAUCCCUCUAUUUCAGGCAUGAGUGAACAGGAGGUUGUUGAAUAUGGGAAUAGCUUGGCUAUUCGUGUCUCCGGCUUUGAUGUCCCAAGACCAGUGAAGACGUUUGAAGAAUGUGGGUUUUCGGCAGAGCUGUUGAGAGCAAUUUCAAAACAAGCAUAUGUAAAACCUACCCCAAUACAGUGUCAAGCUUUACCUAUUGCCCUUUCUGGGAGGGAUAUCAUAGGUAUUGCUAAGACAGGGUCUGGCAAGACAGCUGCAUUUGUGCUCCCGCUGGUAGUACACAUCAUGGAUCAACCUGAAGUUGCCAAAGAAGAAGGUCCUAUUGGAGUGAUAUGUGCACCCACUAGGGAACUAGCACAUCAAAUAUAUGUGGAGGCAAAGAAAUUUUCAAAGUCUCAUGGUAUUCGAGUCGCUGCUGUUUAUGGUGGAAUGUCUAAGCUAGAACAAUUCAAGGAAUUAAAGGCAGGAUGUGAGGUUGUUGUUGCUACUCCCGGGAGAUUAAUUGACAUGAUUAAAAUGAAGGCGGUCUCAAUGCUGAGGGCGACUUACCUAGUUCUUGAUGAGGCAGACCGGAUGUUUGACCUGGGAUUUGAGCCACAGAUAAGGUCAAUCGUUGGUCAAAUCAGGCCAGACCGUCAAACCUUACUCUUUUCAGCAACUAUGCCACGCAAAGUUGAAAAGCUAGCGAGGGAGAUUCUUUCUGAUCCUGUACGAGUCACAGUAGGUGAGAUUGGUAUGGCAAAUGAGGACAUCACGCAGGUUGUUGAAGUUAUUCCUGCAGAUGCAGAGAAGUUGCCUUGGCUUAUUGAAAAGCUUCCUGGACUGAUCGAUGAUGGUGACGUUCUUGUAUUUGCUUCCAAGAAAGCCACAGUGGAUGAUAUAGAAUCACAACUUGCUGAAAGGGGUUUUAAAGUUGCAGCUCUUCACGGUGACAAAGACCAGUCUUCUCGUAUGGAAAUACUGCAAAAGUUCAAGUCUGGAACAUUUCAUGUCCUUAUUGCUACUGAUGUGGCUGCUCGCGGUCUUGACAUCAAGUCAAUCAAGUCAGUGGUUAAUUUUGAUGUUGCUAAAGAUAUGGAUAUGCAUGUUCAUAGAAUUGGAAGAACAGGUCGUGCUGGUGACAAAGAUGGGACAGCAUACACUCUUAUUACCCAAAAAGAGGCACGGUUUGCAGGAGAACUAGUCAAUAGUUUGGUUACUGCUGGUCAGAACGUGUCUGCAGAACUCAUGGACCUUGCGAUGAAGGAUGGAAGGUUCCGUUCUAAACGCGAUUCACGGAAAGGAGGUGGAAAGAAGGCAAAGGGAAGAGGGGCGAGUGGUCGAGGUGUUCGCGGUGUGGAUUUCGGCCUGGGUAUAGGAUACAGUGCAGAAGGAAGUAAUGCUUCUCCGACAACCCCUUCUGCUGCUCCUAGCCGAUCUGCGGCAGUCAGUUCACUCAGGACCGGAAUGAUGGCACAGUUUAAGAACAAUUUCGUCGCUGCCUCCUCACCAAAUCCCCAAAGCCAGGCAUUGUCGAGUAACAAAAAAAUGGCUUUGCCCGGAUUUGUGUCUGGGGGAACCAUUGGUGGAGGAGAAACAAACCCUUCUUCUCGGGCCAGUUCGACAAGUAAUGUUGCAACAUAUUCUGCAGGGACUCUGAAUUCAAGAGAAAAUACCAGUAGCAAGUUGUCCAGUUCAGGAAGCUCAAGAGAUAGACAGAGAGAAAGGAGGCGGCCUUCUGGUUGGGACAAUUGAUUUUUUGACAGGCUGGUUUAUAUUAACAAUACUGGAUGAUGACCAGUUCCAAUUGUGUGAGAACUUGCAAUAGUCCACCCCCCUUGUAGCCUUGUAGGUGACAAUUUUGUUGCCUCGUUUGUAAUGAUAUUGGUUGCCACAAGUUGGCUAUGUAUUGGUUUAUUAUUAUUUUCCGUUGUUGUGUCUUUAGUGUAUGUGCAUUAUUUUAACCGUAAAGAUGUAUAGACAGGGAGGUAUUAUCACUUAUAGUCACACGAUAUAUAUCACCCUUGAUCUCAUCUGCAAAAAAUCUGAAUUAAAUUGGUUUAUUGGUAAUAAGUAUUUGUGUACUUUGAAAAGCAUUGACAUAA